Messenger RNA from Linnemannia hyalina, 3807 nucleotides. The record is from the annotation of a GenBank genome assembly. NCBI's taxonomy places the organism in Eukaryota, Fungi, Mortierellomycota, Mortierellomycetes, Mortierellales, Mortierellaceae.
AUGAACAUCAACGGACUGUUCGCUCACAGCCUGACGGACCUGAUUCGCGGCAUCCGUCAGAACAAAAAGAAUGAGCAGGGCUACAUUGCCAAGGAAAUUGCAGACAUUCGUCUGGAGCUCCGUCGCAACGACCCAGACCUCAAAGCACAGGCGAUUGCCAAACUGACUUAUCUUCAAAUGAUGGGCUAUGAUAUGUCAUGGGCUUCUUUCCAUGUCGUCGAGGUCAUGUCGUCUCCAAAGUUCCUCUACAAAGGAAUCGGAUAUCUGGGCGCCGUUCAAUCAUUCAACCAGGAGACCGAUGUGCUCAUGCUGACUACCAAUCUCAUCAAGAAGGAUCUUGCGUCUUCCAAUGCAAGCGAAAUCGGAAUCGCCAUCAACGGAUUGUCACAUAUCCUCACGCCGGACCUUGCACGCGACCUCUGCGCGGACCUUGUUGCCAUGCUGAACCACUCGCGACCCAUUGUUCGCAAGAAGGUCCUCUUGGUCCUUUACAAGGUCUUCCUCAAGUACCCUGAGGGUCUUCGUCUCUCGUUUUCACGGAUGAAGGACCGCCUGGAGGAUCCUGACCCUUCUGUUGUUUCUGCUGCCGUGAACGUCAUUUGCGAGUUGGCUCGGAGGAACCCCAAAAACUAUCUUUCCCUUGCGCCUCAGCUCUUCAAACUUUUGACAACCUCGUCCAAUAACUGGAUGCUUAUCAAGAUCAUCAAGUUGUUUGCGGCCUUGACGCCUUAUGAGCCUAGGUUGACAAAGAAGCUGCUCCCACCCAUCACGACUCUUAUUCAAACAACACCUGCCAUGUCGCUCUUGUACGAGUGUAUCCACACUGUCAUUGCAGGAGGAAUGUUGGCCACAACAGGAUCAGGAAGCAAUGCCGAAAGCGCCAACAUGCUCGCCGCAACCUGUGUCACCAAGCUCCGUACCUUCCUGGAGGACCCUGACCAGAACUUGAAGUAUAUUGGAUUGUUGGCAUUGACCAAGAUUCUGCCAACACACCCUCACCUCGUGGCGGAGCACAAGGACAUUAUUCUCAAGUGUAUCGACGAUCCCGAUAUUUCGAUCCGCAUGAGGACUUUGGAUCUCAUUGUGGGAAUGGCUAACAAGAAGAAUUUGACUGAGAUUGUGAAGCGUCUGAUCUCACACUUGCUGCCCAUCAACGAAAACGAGGUUACUACUUCCUCGUCACUCAACAACGGCGCCGCUACGGCCGCUCUGAUGGACCCCGCCUACCGUGCCGACAUUAUUCGCAAAAUCAUCUUCAUCUGCUCUCAAAACUCCUAUGCCAACAUUACCAACUUUGAAUGGUACCUUGCCGUUCUUUCCGACUUGACAAACAUUGCUGGAGUGAACGUCGGAGAGUCGCUCAUGCAGCAGUUCAUGGAUGUCGGUGUCCGUGUCAAGAGUGCUCGAUCCUACACAGUUCAACUGAUGAUGCGCCUGUUGGCGGACACGAAGCUGACAGAGCCAAGUCGUCCUGAGGACUCCAACUCAAUGGUUCUCCUCGCUGCUGCAUGGUUGACCGGAGAGUACUGCGCAUUGCUUGAGACUCCCGAGACUGCCUUGGAGCUCUUGGCACAAAAAUCGACCGCGAAGCUGGACCCUGCCAUUCAGGCGACUUACUUGCAGACCAUGCUCAAGAUCUUUGCAUACUGGAUGAACAGUCUGCAAUACUCAUGGAACGAGGAGGCGAGACAGUCUCUUGUCGAGAUGCUCGAUCUCCUUCGCGAGGGCAUCAAGGACAUGUUCAGUCGCAGCCCUGAUCUGGAAGUUCAGGAGAGAGCAUCCAAUAUCUCUGUCAUUCUGGAUAUUAUCGCAGAGCAUGUCCCCAGAACCCCACUCAAGAUUGCCAACUCGAUCUCGUUUGCACCUACCAUGCCGAAGCCCCCAGCUGUUCUCGGAUCCCUUUACCCUCUCUUUUUCAACCAGGAGCUUAACCCAGUUGCACCCAAGGCCCAGAAGAAGGUUCCCGUCCCCGAGGGUCUGGAUUUGGAGUCGUGGAUCCAUGAACCCGUGCCCGAGCAGGAGCCCGAGUCGUCGGACGAUGAUGACUUCUUGAACGAGCGCCCAUCUCGCUGGGGCGAGGAGGCAGUAUCUGGAAAAUCAAAGAAGAAGGGCAAGAAGGGCCGCGACCAGGAGGAUACCAAGGAGAGCGCCGAAGCCAAAGCUAAGCGCAAGUCCGAAAGACGCGAGCGUCAGAAGCACGAUCCUUACUACAUUGGAGGAGGAGGAGGAGACGACUCUCCCAAGAGCCGGAAGAAGAGCCAGGACGAUCUGGAUGUUGACUCGAUCCCAAUUGUUCAGUUGAGCAUGGAUGGUUUCGCCAAGCCCAUUGUGAUGAGCAAGAAGGACAAGUCUUCAAAGAAGAAGUCCAAGAGACGCGAGCGGUCUCGGUCGCCGCCCGUCAUCCCCGUCGAGUUUGCGGUCGAAGAGAUGCCUGAGGAUGCCACCUUGUCGGCCAGUGAGGACGAGAGCAGCAAGAAGGCCCAGGGCCGUGGUGGAGUCAGUGGGUCGAACGGCCGAGGAAUUUUGGAUCAGGACAACUCUGCCCUUCACGAUGUUGAUCUGUCUGUCCCCGUUGGAGAGGAUGAGCACCUUCCUCGCGCCAAGCCUUACAUGAAGCCAGAGGAGGUUCGUCAGUAUGAGGAUGAGCUUGCUCAGCGCCGUCGUGUCGAAGCCUUGCAGGCCAAGAAGGAGUCCAAGAAGUCGAAGAAGACCAAGAAGGAGUCGACUGGUGAGGGUGAGGAGGAAAAGAAGAAGAAGAAGAGCUCCAAGAAGUCAAAGACCAAGGAGGAGCCACUGAUUACUCUUGAGCCCCCUGUGGUUUCAAAGUCUCCUACUCCUGAGAGACCUCGCUCCGUUGAGCCACCAGCCCCUGUGGAGGCCGCUGCUGUUCCCGAGGAGGCCAAGUCCAAGAAGUCUAGCAAGUCUAGCUCCAAGACCAAGAAGAGCUCCGCCAUCAAGAGCAGCACGACUUCCAAGAAGACCCCCAAGGUCCCUGUCAUUGUUGCUUUCCCUGAGCGAUCCAACAUCGAGCUUGCUCUCGACGACAACAUUGCCCUUACGUAUGAUAUUGCGCUUGCUCAGGUCAGCUUGGAUGCACCCACGGCGCCUGGUUCUGAGCCCGAGAGUGAGCCAACUGUGUCGAUCCAGUUCAAGGUGCAUAAUCGAAACCUAACGGAGUCUAUUUCAUCGAUCCGUGCAACCUUGGCGGAUUCGUUUGAUGUUCGUUUGGGCGGCGCUCAGGCCGGCGAAGAUAGCGUGAGACUUUCGACAUCGUCGAUUGAACCCCAGAGCUCUGCCAGUAUGACGAUGGAUCUGUUGAUUCUGGGUCGUGUCCGGUAUGAACUCCGGGUGAUGGGCACGCUGUUCUAUGAGGCCAAUGGCCACGAAGAGUCGAUCGAGUACAACUUUGCGGUGCCUCCUUCAAGCUUUAUGCUGGCGAUCCCCCGGUUGACUGGAGCAGAUUUUUCCAAGAUCUUGACGGAGCAGCUCGAGGCGUUUUCGGCAACAGGAUCGGCGACGGUGACGUUGUCAUCGGGUACGACGGGACAGGACGAGGUGUUUUGGGACGCGGUGGAGAAGAUAACGAAGGAGGUGACACAUACCCAUGUGGUGGAGGUUGUUGAUGGUGCGGCCAGUUUCUUUGGUCAGAGCUGGCAGGGAUACCAGGUUGCGGGCCUGAUCAAGGUGAACAAGGGAACGGACACGGACGGAAGCGGAUCGAAGACGAUCGAGGUUGAGAUGAAAUGUACGGACCAGACGUUUGUUGACGGGCUUGCGAAGGAGAUCCUUGACGUGGAAGUGUACUAG